ACGGGAGCGCGGAGUGCAGAGGGCUUGCAGAGGUCAGAGCUCAGACAGCAAGCGGACCGAGGAGAGACACUCAUCUGCAGGGAGGAUGGAGGUGGAGAACAGACCCAACACAUACGACUUCUCCAAGCGCGACAAAUUACUGAGCAACCGUUUCUAUGAAGAAAACUCCCUGCAGGACGAAACGGAUGACGGUGGUGAGCGCUGGUGUCUGAUCUGUGGGGAUCGAGCGUCCGGCCUGCACUAUGGUAUUAUUUCCUGCGAGGGCUGUAAAGGCUUCUUCAAGCGCAGUAUCUGCAACAAACGCAUCUAUCGCUGCAACAGAGACAAGAACUGCCAGAUGUCCCGCAAACAGCGCAACCGCUGCCAGUACUGUCGGCUGCAGAAGUGCCUACAGAUGGGCAUGAACCGCAAGGCAAUCAGAGAAGACGGGAUGCCAGGAGGAAGGAAUAAAAUGAUUGGACCUGUACAUAUCUCGCUGGAGGAGAUUGAACGAAUUAUGUCUGGCCAGGAGUUUAAAGAAGGAUCGGACCUGUCGGAUUCGUGGAGCCACGGUUACAGUAACCACAGUUCACCCGGCAACAGUCUCUCUGAGGGCGGCCAGAGCUUAUCUUUCUCCAGCAGCCGCUCUGUGUCCUGUAGAGAUGAGUGCAUCAGUCCUCAACUAACACACACUUUCCUGAUGUGUAAAUAUCCUUUACCGCCUCCUACUGGCAGCAUCCUGAAGACGCAAACACACACACUGACAGGGCAGAUCCUCGCUGAUGAAGACCUCACACCUCUCACUACACCCAUGCUCAUUGAGGACGGGUACAGCGUGACUCAGUCGGAGCUGCUGGCGCUGCUGUGUGGUAUCGCAGACGAGCUGCUGUUUAGACAGAUCGUGUGGCUCAAGCGUCUGCCGUUCUUCACUGAUCUCUCCAUUAAAGACUGCACUCGUCUGCUGGGCUCUUCAUGGCAUCAGCUCAUCCUGCUGUCCUCCAUCACAGUGCACAGCGCACAGAUACUGGGGGAACUGGCGAACGUCACACACCACUACACACCCUCCUCACACACACUGCAACGGUUUGGUGAGGAUGCUAUGGAGGUCAUGGAAAGCUUAAAUUUUCUCUUCCGUAAGUUUCAUCAACUAAACAUCAGCAAUGAGGAGUACAGCUGCUUAAAGACCAUCACGCUGCUUAAUCAAGAGACGACAGGUUUGUGCAACACGUCAAUGCUGAAACAAUUAAGUGAACGUUACUGGACGCUGUGUCGUGAGCUGACAGAACGACUUCAUCCACAGCGACCCAAACGCUUCUCUGACAUCAUCACCUGCCUUACUGAGAUACGCCACACGUCAGGUAAAAUGAUGUCUAUUCCCUUGGAGCAGCUCCCACUGCUGUUUAAGGCAGUACUGUAUUCCUGCACAACCAAUCAAAACCCAUGGCUACCCAAAAGCUCCACCUCCAGGACAUAAACCACACCUUUAAAUCCUGUUUUUAUUACUUUUUCCUUCCCCAAGUGUA
This is a messenger RNA of Danio rerio (zebrafish), 1502 nucleotides long. It is a transcript of the gene nr6a1b, whose product is annotated as nuclear receptor subfamily 6, group A, member 1b. Gene Ontology annotation, biological process: camera-type eye development; pronephros development; regulation of sclerotome development. Gene Ontology annotation, cellular component: nucleus. Lineage: Eukaryota; Metazoa; Chordata; Actinopteri; Cypriniformes; Danionidae. Gene Ontology annotation, molecular function: zinc ion binding; sequence-specific DNA binding; DNA-binding transcription factor activity. The record is from RefSeq and is marked provisional.